AUGCCGGCCGACUAUCUAACCACGGCGCGGGCCCUCUCCCUCUCACCAAACCCCGGUUCCCCAUCCCUCGAACAGCGCCCAUCAUGGACCCGUACCCGAAGGACCUCCCUCCGCCUCUCGACGAUGCCCACCCGCGCCCCCAAAUCCGGCCGUACUCGUAUCACCACUGCACUCGUCCAAAUCGGCCAGGCCCUCGCCCAAACUGGCCAGACCCUCUUCCGCGCCUACAUGUUCCUCUCCCCCUUAUACCGAAUACUUGUCUUCCUGGGCCUCGUAUGCCUAACGGCACUUACGAUUACCUUCUUGAUCUACUCCCAUGCCAUCUUCACAUGGCUCAGCCCCGUCGCCGAAGCGUGGAGGCAAGCCCCCGGUGGUUGGCUCAUCAUGUGGUUCAUAGUCUUCGUCUCCGCCUUCCCGCCUAUGAUAGGCUACAGCACGGCGAAUACCGUUGCGGGCUUCAUAUUCGGAUUCCCACUCGGCUGGCCGAUCGUUGCGACGGCGUGUACAGUGGGGUCGCUGGCGGCUUUCAUGGCGAGCAGGACCAUCCUGAGUACAUAUGUGCAUAACCUCGUGGGGAAGGAUCAUAGGUUCUUGGCGCUGGGCCAGGUGUUGAAGAGGGAUGGGCUGGGCAUGCUGACCAUGAUUCGGUUUUGCCCGUUGCCUUUCAGCCUGUCGAAUGGGUUUCUGGCUACAAUUCCUUCCAUUACGCCCCUGUCGUUUACUCUAUCUACUGCCUUUGCCAGUCCCAAACUCCUCAUCCACGUCUUCAUCGGAAGCCGCAUGGCCCUCCUAAUCGAAGAAGGCAGCAAAAUGUCCGCCGGCACAAAAGCAGUAAACUACAUUGGCAUGUUCCUCGGCGGCGCCGUCGGCGUCACCGUCGGCUGGCUCAUCUACCGCCGCACCAUGACCCGCGCCGCCGAGAUCGCCCUCGAAGCCGCCCCCGAGGAAGGCCGCGCCGGCUCUUCUUCCUCCCCGCUUGCUUCCCCGCGCAUCUCUAACGCCGGCUUGGGGUUCUUGGACGUCAUCGGCGAGGACGACUUUUCACGCGCGAGGCUUUUGGACCCCGGCGAUGCCGCUGCCGUGUUGGCGGAUGAUGAUGAUAUUUCUUUGUGGGAUACGACGGAUCAGGUGGGCGGGUAUGUUGAUGAAGAUGAGAGCGAUAAAGGGAAAGUGAAUGGGACUCGGGCGUAG
Scedosporium apiospermum is the source of this 1191-nucleotide messenger RNA. Its product is annotated as Golgi apparatus membrane protein tvp38. The coding region runs from base 1 to 1191 and encodes 396 amino acids. The record is from RefSeq and is a predicted model, not a curated record. NCBI's taxonomy places the organism in Eukaryota, Fungi, Ascomycota, Sordariomycetes, Microascales, Microascaceae. Gene Ontology annotation, cellular component: Golgi membrane. The transcript is spliced from 2 exons. Gene Ontology annotation, biological process: vesicle-mediated transport; mitotic spindle elongation.